Messenger RNA from Pteronotus mesoamericanus, 919 nucleotides. It is a transcript of the gene MS4A3, whose product is annotated as membrane spanning 4-domains A3. Gene Ontology annotation, cellular component: plasma membrane. The coding region runs from base 1 to 663 and encodes 220 amino acids. The transcript is spliced from 6 exons. The record is from RefSeq and is a predicted model, not a curated record. NCBI's taxonomy places the organism in Eukaryota, Metazoa, Chordata, Mammalia, Chiroptera, Mormoopidae.
AUGGCCUCCCAAGAAGUUGCUGAGGCUCUCCCCAGUUCUGUCUUGCCAGGAAGCCAGGUAGAACCAGAGACGGUGACUAAUUCUCUCUACCAGCCCGAUGAGAGAUCACAAAAUUACCAAAAAGGGGAACUACAAGCCCUUGGGGCUCUCCAGAUCCUGAACGGAACAAUAAUUCUGGCUCUGAGUGUUUUUCUGACUGCUUUACAAAACUCGUACGAAAUCUUCCAAAAAUUCGUUUUUUUUACCAUAUACACGGGCUAUCCGCUAUUGGGUGCUAUAUUUUUUAUUAGUUCAGGAUCUGUAUCCAUUGCAGCCGAGAGAAAACCCACAAGAAUGUUGAUGAAAAACAAUUUUGGGGUGAACAUUGCCAGUGCUACAAUUGCAUCAGUAGGCUGUUUUUUCCUCUCAGCAAACUUAAUAAGUGACAUCCUGUUACUCAAGACUUGUUGGUCUUCACCUAAGACUGCAUCAUCACGAGACUUAUGCAUUUACAUGGGUGCCUCAUCAACUGGCCUUGUGCUUUUAAUGCUGAUCUUGACCUUGCUGGAAUUAUGCAUAACCAUCUCUAUCUCAGUCAAGUGGUGCAAAGCAAACUUCUUCCGUAGAAGAGAGGCAAUUUCCUCAACCCCCAAUUCUGUGGAAUCAGAAUCACAUCUUCAUUAAAGUAAAUUUGAACACAAGGAAAUUCAACCUCAAAUCUCCAUGAGUUAGAGUUCCAGCCAAGGACUUGAAAGAACAUGAGCUUUGAAAUGCAUUUCUACUAUCAUGGUACCAAUUGUGAGAGACCUGGACAUCUGAUUCAAUCCCUUCUUUCCUCAUUAUAAAUUCCAUGCUUCUUUUGGCCUUCCUGGCUUUGUGACUUCUAUGAUCAUCCCUCCAAUGUUGUUCCCAGAAAGUGGUUCUCUUUCUUUUUACCUAA